Molecule: messenger RNA, 1050 nt
Organism: Triticum aestivum (bread wheat)
Lineage: Eukaryota; Viridiplantae; Streptophyta; Magnoliopsida; Poales; Poaceae
Product: cinnamoyl-CoA reductase 1-like
Exons: 5
Coding region: 1-1050 (349 amino acids)
Biological process (GO): lignin biosynthetic process
Molecular function (GO): oxidoreductase activity, acting on the CH-OH group of donors, NAD or NADP as acceptor
Source: RefSeq, a predicted model, not a curated record
AUGCCGUCGAUUGACAAGGCCACCGACAACGGCGAGCUGAAGCAGCGGCAGCCGGAGCAGGAGCUGGUCUGCGUCACGGGCGCUGGAGGCUUCAUCGGCUCCUGGGUGGUGAAGGAGCUCCUCCUCCCUGGCUACCGCGUCAGGGGAACCGCCAGGGACCCCGCUGACCAAAAGAACACCCACCUGCUGGCGAUGGAGGGCGCCGAGGAGAGGCUCACCCUGUGCCGCGCCGACGUUCUCAACUACGACGGCCUCCGCGCCGCCUUCCGCGGCUGCCACGGCGUCUUCCACGUCGCCUCGCCAGUGGAACCCGACCUCGUGCCGGUCGCCGUGGAGGGGACGAGGAACGUGAUCAGAGCGGCGGCGGACGCGGGCGUGCGGCGGGUGGUGUUCACGUCGUCCUACGGCGCCGUGCACAUGGACCCCAACCGCAGCCCCGACGCCGUGCUCGACGAGACGUGCUGGAGCGACUAUGAGUACUGCAAAAACACAGGGAACCUUUACUGCUGCGCCAAGAUGAUGGCGGAGAUCACUGCGACGGAGGAGGCCGCUAAGAGGGGCCUGGAGCUUGCGGUCGUGGUGCCGUCCAUGACUGUGGGCCCCAUGUUGCAGCAGUCGCUCAACUUCAGCAGCAGCCACGUGGCCCGCUACCUCACCGGCGUCAAGCCCACCUACCCCAACGCGGUCGCCGCCUACACCGACGUCCGUGAUGUCGCCCGCGCGCACGUCCUUGUCUACGAGCACCCCGAUGCACACGGCCGCUACCUUUGCAUCGGCGCCGUGCUGCACCGUGCGCACUUCCUUCAGCUCCUCGGCGACCUCUUUCCUCAGUACAACAUAACCGCCAAGUGCGAAGACGACGGCAAGCCCAUGGCGAAGCCGUACAAGUUCUCGAACCGGAGGCUGAGAGACAUGGGAUUGGACUUCACUCCGCUGAAGGAAAGUUUGUAUGAGACAGUGACGUGCUUGCAGAAAAAUGGCCACCUGCCACUGCCCGUUGUUGCCAUGGCGCCAAAGCGUGACAGGGGACAUUUCUGUCUGGUGAAAUAA